AAGUAGAAGAAGAAUGUGGCGGAAGCAUGCAGCUGACACUUUUGUAACAGUUCACAGCUGCACUUUGUGUGAAGCAGAACAGCAACAUGACUCGUCUGCGGUGAAGUUACGUUUAUUUCUCUGAGGUGGUCGCUGCUUUAUGGGUCAGCAUGGAGCCGUCAGAGUCAGAGGGGGUGCACGCUGCUGGUCCCGGUCCAGAACAGAGUCCCAAACCCGAGCUUUCUGCAGCGAUGCGGGCUAAAAUCGAGAGGAACCGGCAGCGGGCGUUGAUGCUCCGACAAGCCCGACUAGCGAGCCGACCUUUGUCCGCAGUGGAGGGCGCAACAUCGGCCAAAGUCUCCAAGAUCAUCGACUCUGGUGCCGGGUUUUUCAUCGAGGAAGAGGAGGGUGGAGAGGAAGAGCAGAGGGCCAGGAAGGUGGUGCAUCAACCAGCUCCAGUGAUAGAGCCAGACUACCUGUUGUGUGAUGAGUGUCAAAAACCCUUCAUGGACUCCUACCUCAGCAACAGCUUUGACCUGUGUGUAUGUGACAACUGCAGAGAGGACAAGGAGAAGCACAAGCUGAUCUCCCGAACUGAAGCCAAGCAGCAGUACCUGCUGAAGGACUGUGACCUGGACAAAAGAGAGCCUCCACUCAGGUUCAUACUGAAGAAAAACCCUCACAACCCCCGCUGGGGGGACAUGAAGCUCUACCUCAAACUACAGGUGGAGAAGAGAUGUAUGGAGGUGUGGGGGUCAGAGGAGGCACUGGAGGAGGCCAGAGAGACGAGAGAAGAGAACAGAGAGGUGCAGAAACAAAAACGCUUCAACAAGAAAGUCAAAGAGCUGCGCAGAGCGGUGAGGAGCAGUAUGUGGACCAAAGACACCAGCGUUCACCAACAUCAGUACGGACCAGAGGAGGUGGUGGAUCCGGAGGAGGACCUCUACAAGAAAACCUGCACCACCUGUGGACAUGAACUCACCUAUGAGAAGAUGUAGACACACACACACACUUUCACUGUUACACACUUCACUGGGAGAAUAUCUUUGGUGCUUCUUCUUCUUUACACCUUUCACAAGCUGUCUCUCCUCCCAGUUCUUGUUUUGUUUUUCUGUUGGUAUUUAUUACUUUUUCUAGGUCAUUAAUAAAAAAAACUCAAUUUUU
Thunnus maccoyii (southern bluefin tuna) is the source of this 1143-nucleotide messenger RNA. RefSeq names its product xeroderma pigmentosum, complementation group A (gene xpa). Gene Ontology annotation, cellular component: nucleotide-excision repair factor 1 complex. The record is from RefSeq and is a predicted model, not a curated record. Bases 150 to 977 code for a protein of 275 amino acids. NCBI's taxonomy places the organism in Eukaryota, Metazoa, Chordata, Actinopteri, Scombriformes, Scombridae. Gene Ontology annotation, biological process: base-excision repair; UV-damage excision repair; nucleotide-excision repair, DNA damage recognition. The transcript has 5 exons. Gene Ontology annotation, molecular function: damaged DNA binding.